GGGAGGAAGGGCAGCCGUCAGAACCAGACAUGGAUUGGCAUCCCACUGGUGCUGACGUGGCAGCAGCUGGAAGGGGAGGGAUGGGCAUGGGAGGUCAGAGUGGGGAGUAUGCUGCCACGUUAGGGUUUACUGUAGAUGCUGACGUGGCAGGCAUGGCAAGAGCUGUGAUGGCGUGGGGAAGGCAGCAGGUGGGGGAGGGCGCUUCCUCUCUGCCCGAUGCUGCCACCAUGCCUGAGCCUGCUGCUGCUGGUGUGGCUGCUGCUGCUGCUGCUGCUGCUGCUGCUGCAGGUGGUGGUGGUUGGGGGACAGAAGGGGAAGUGAGAGGAGCAGUGGGGGGGAAGGGAGCAGGCUGGGGGAGGGCAGGGGGGAGGGGAGCGGGGAAAGGGGACGGUGGUGCUGCUGUGGGGGGAAGAGCAAAGCGGGGCAGGGUGGGGGAGGGUGGCUCGGAGGCUGGUGGGGGCAGUGCAGGGGAAGAGGCGGGGGAGGGGGGAGAGCGGGGGGAAGGUGGGGAUGGUUGGGCAGGCGGGGUGGAGGACGCUGGUGGAGUAGCAGUGGUGGCAUCACAGGUUGCUGCUGCUGCGGCUGUUGCUGCUGCUGCCAAGGAGAGGCCUCCAGCAAAAGUGAGUGACAGUGCAAUAACCGCACGUGAGGUGCUGUGUCAAAUCUCGUUUGGUUCAUGCGGUGAGCUCGGUGGCAGCGGGGGAGAGGGGGCAGGCGAUGCGCGCAUGUACACGGCGAAUGGGGGGUUGAGGCGCAAGCACCACCGGCCGUGGACGCUGCGGGAGGUGAUGAUCCUGGUGGAUGGCGUGGCGCGGUGCGGCGGGGGCAAGUGGGCCGACAUCAAGAAGCUUGCUUUUGCUUCCAUUGGCUACCGCACUGCCGUUGACCUCAAGGACAAGUGGCGCAAUCUCCUACGUGCAAGCAAGAUGGCACUCCAGCCACCCAAAGAGGGCGAGCAGCGCAAGAAGGCGGUGUCGGCGUCCAUCCCGCCCGCCGUGCUGGCGCGUGUGAGGGAGCUGGCACAGCAGCAGGAGGCCCAGGCACACCUCAAGCUGCACGCCUCCGCUGCCGGGGGCGGUGCAGUAGCGGGCAUGGCGGGGUCGCUGUCGGGCGACGAGUUGGCGAACGGCAAGGCGUUGGUGCCGUUCCUGCAGCGCGCCGAUGAGCUUCAGAAGCACGACCCGCUCGUCGCUUACUACUGUCGGCUGUACGCCAUGGACAAGGGGCUGCGCGUGCCCAGCAAGGAGCGCAGCCAGGCCGUCAACGCGCUGCUCGUCUCCAUCAUGAGCCGCCUCGAAAAGGACAAGGCAGCGCUGCAGCUGUCCCCAGACGACGGGCUGCACGUGGAGGGCUUCGCGCAGCGCGUGUUCAGCAAGGCGGACAAGCAGGACCGCGCCGGCCGCGCUGACAUGUGCGUUGUAGCGCAUGGCGUGCCGUGGCGUGGAGGGAUUGUUGGCACUAGUGCUCCGCACGGCGCCAUGACCUCUGCUCACCAUGCCUUCCCACCCGCCCACCGCACUCACACCACACGCUAUCCUUGCCACUUCACCAUAUCACACGCACAGAACCGCUCAUCCCAAACCUUCUUCUCUUCCACUCCUUCCCCUCCCCCCCUCCUUCCCCUCACCCCCCUUGUCCCUUCCCCCCAUGUGCGUGGCAGGGGCACGGCCAAGACGUUCUAUGCGGCGGGGAUAUUCUUUGAAGUGUGCCGCCAGUUUGGGGAGCUCGCUCCUGAGGUGGAGCAGAAGCAGCGCUAUGCGGUGUGGAAGGCGGCGGAUAUUCGCAGGGCGCUGGCGGACGGCAGGCGCCCCACUCCUGGCCCGCCAGGGGGCGACGCUGAUGCUGCUGCUGCCAAUGCUCCUGCUCUCACCGAUGCUGCUGCUUCUGCAUCAGCCCCGGCCAUGGCCCCGCCAGCAGCGCCGUCGUUCCCCUCAGCUGACUCCCUGGAUGCCAUUGCCACAGGUGGUGCUGGCAGGCUGCAGGUGGCGAGGCCGGUGGGAGGUGGGAGCGCUGCCAUGCAGCCCAACCCUCAUGCCCAAGCGAAUCUAUAUUCCCAGGGCCACGGGGACUACUCGCAAGCACCCCAGGGGCAGGCAGCACAGGCGGCACAGGCAUGGCAGCAGAGCACACUUCAGCAAGACAGCGGUGCUGCUGCUGCCAACCCAGGUGCGGGGGCAGCAGGGGGUACCUCUGGGGCACUCCCAUCGCAGGCGUCUCCACAUUCGGGGUACGGUGGAGGUGGUGGGGGUGUGGCGUCAGGCGGAGGAGCAAGAGCAGGGCAGAAUGUUGCAUCAGCAGCAAAUGGGUCUACGGCGACGGGCAGCUUCUCAAACUCUCAAGGCCCAGGGCCUCGCGAGAUAGCUGAUGCGCACAAGGCGGCUCGAUAUGCCGUGAGUGCGCUUGCGGGCAUGGCAGAAACCGAGGCCUCACCGCAUUUUACGGCGUCGCUUGACACGUAUGUGUUGCGGCCGUUGCAGCGCGCUUCGUCCAUCAUGGGGUCGGGCGAUCUUUGGCAGCGCGCCGCCGAUAUGGAUGAAGUCGUCGCAGAGGCGCACAGCUCUGUCGCGAACACCGCUGCGACGACGACAAACGAAGGGGCUGCGACAGGGAAGAAGUGGAGCGUGAUGGGGUCGACAGCGCGCAAGGUGCAGCGGAUGCUGUUUGCGGAUAAAUCCGACAGAUCGGCUUCUAUCGCGGACAGAAAGACCAAGCGCCUGCUGCCGUCGCUCCUCUCGAGCGCUCGCCGUCAGGAGCGCAGCGGACAGGAUUUGAGUCAGCGGGGCGGCAGCUGCCGCGUGGAGAGCGCCGAGGGCGGUGUGGACGAUGGCGGAGAGCGCGUCGACGAUCUCGGCCGACGAAGCGUCUCGUUUCAACACGUGGUGGUCGAUUCUUACGGCGAAAUGUUUGGACGGGAUUCGGCGAGCGCGGAAGAGCCGCGAGAGGGUGUAGAAUUCGGCGGUGCGGAUCCAGAGGGCCGUGCGGACGGCGAUUCUCCAGACGGGCGUGCAGGGGGCGCCGACUCGAUUUCUUUUUCCCUGCACGCGACGAGUGCGACGGGUGUACUAGCAGGCGUAGACCAACCUUGUUCUGUGAAUGAGCACGCAGCAUCGCCGCCCAAAUUAAACAGACACCCUGACAGAAUUAUAUCCGCACUGCCUCGCCCCGUGCGCCCGCAGACAGCCCCGUGCAAGAGCGCCGCUUCCCUCCGUCACUUCGACGCGCGCGAUCCCAUUUUUUCACGGCGCAAGGCCUCACCAGUGGCCCCUGCCGUGCUGCGCGAAUCGGUAGCCGCCGCCUCGGGCGAUCUCGAGCCGCAGCUCGCCGACGAGCCGCUUCUCGUCUCCGCGUCGGAGUGGUCGAGCGCCGCGCUAGCCAUUGUUGCGCCUCCCCCUCCGCCCAUUGACGCGCCCCUCGCGCUACCGUUACCGUCCCCGGUCGUGCCCCGCCCCCCCAGCAGCGACGGAGUGGGAAGCAGAAGCGUGCAGGUGGCGUCAGUGGCGCAGUGGUGCACGUUCAACAUCAUCAUGAUCCUCGUCAACAACGAGAUCUUCCAGCGGUACGGCUUCACCUUCCCGCUCACGCUCACCGCCAUCCACUUCGCGCUCUCAUUCGUUGGCGCCUUCACAGCCAUCGAGAUCCUGCACGUGUGUCCCAAGGCGGCGGUGGAGGCGGGGGAGAUGGUGGCGUGGGUGAUGCCCAUGGCGGUCGUCACGUGCUUCAACGUCGUGCUCGGCCAGCUCUCCCUGCGCUACGUGCCGCUGCCCGCCCUCCUCUCCACCAAGGCCCUCUCGCCCGGCCUCACAGUGGUGAUCCAGGCGUUGGCGCUACAGGCGGACUACGACUGGCGGCUGUGCCUCUCACUGCUGCCGGUGAUGGCGGGCGCCAUGCUGGCCUACGCGCCCUCCGUGCACUUCGCACUGCCCACGUUCCUGUCGGCGCUGUGCUGUGUGGUGCUGGGCUGUGCCACCGUCAUCUGUGCCGAGGUGCUGCUCAAGGGCAAACACUACAGCCUCGACUCCAUCAACGCCCUGUAUCAGCUGGUGCCCUACUCAGCGCUCAUCCUCGCGCCGCCAGCAGCGGUGCUGGAGGGGUGGCAGCUGUGGGGGUGGUUCGUGGCUCAGGCCAACCCCUGGCCCGCUGUCAUCGCCAUCCUCAUUAGUGGCUGCUUCGCCUUCUGCCUCAACUUUUCCCUCUUUUACACGAUUCAAAAGACCAGUGCGCUGACGUUCAAUGUGGCGGGCAACCUAAAGCUGGUGAUCACGCUCGUCUUCUCCUGGCUGCUCUUCCGCACGCCCAUGGCGCCCAUCAGCCUGCUCGGCUGCCUGCUGGAGCUCGUAGGCGUCGUGUGUUACGGCUGGGCUAUCUUCUCCCUACGCAAGCGGCAAGUGGAGAUCAUGCGAUCACCCUCGGCGCAGGUUAGGGUGGAGCAGGAGGCGAGUGAUGACAUUGUGCAGGUGUACCUAGGAGCCAUGCUGUGA
Closterium sp. Yama58-4 is the source of this 4478-nucleotide messenger RNA. The record is from the annotation of a GenBank genome assembly. Lineage: Eukaryota; Viridiplantae; Streptophyta; Zygnematophyceae; Desmidiales; Closteriaceae.